Molecule: messenger RNA, 738 nt
Organism: Gastrolobium bilobum
Lineage: Eukaryota; Viridiplantae; Streptophyta; Magnoliopsida; Fabales; Fabaceae
Product: mitogen-activated protein kinase kinase kinase 20-like
Exons: 1
Coding region: 1-738 (245 amino acids)
Biological process (GO): protein phosphorylation
Molecular function (GO): ATP binding; protein kinase activity
Source: RefSeq, a predicted model, not a curated record
AUGGGUAAGUGGUUGAGGACUAGAGUGUUGGGAAGUGGUUCCUAUGGCACUGUUUUUCUUGCUAUUUCUGCUGCUCCUGGUAGUUGGAAGAAGCCAAUAGCCAUGAAGAGUUCGAGGCUUGAGUUAUCACGUUCCUCGCAGAUGGAAGAACAUAUUUUGAAGUCUUUCACUCUGUGUCCAGAAAUCGUUCAAAGCCAUGGAUGCCAAAUCACCAAUGAGCAGGGUUUAUUGGUAUACAAUCUUCUAUUAGAGUACGCUCCUCACGGUACUCUCUCUCAUUUGAUCAAUAAAGAGCCAUUCUUGGAUACCAAAGCAACCAAAGUCUACAUCCGUGCCCUUCUCAGAGGCCUUUCUUGCAUCCAUCGGCGAGGCUUUGUCCAUUGUGAUCUUAAACCUCAAAAUAUUCUUGUGUUUCCUCCUUGUCCAUCACAUCAAGACUCUGAGUUUUACUAUCAGCUGAAGAUUGCAGAUUUUGGGCUUUCAAGAACAUGUGAUGAGAAUUUCAAUGAAGAGAAUUGGAGGUACAAGUUUAGAGGGACUCCUAUUUACAUGUCACCAGAAUCGCUGAGUUUAGGCAAGAUAGAAGCACCGUUAGAGAUAUGGUCUCUCGGUUGUAUAGUUCUUGAAAUGAUCACUGGAUAUAAUGGUUCAUGUUGGGAUUUUGAAAAGAACACCAAAGAUUCCCUCUGGACUGAGCUGGGAAUGCAGAGACUUCUUGAAGAAAUGUUUUAUAAAUAA